Messenger RNA from Aspergillus steynii IBT 23096, 4269 nucleotides. Its product is annotated as pleiotropic drug resistance protein, ABC superfamily. The record is from RefSeq and is a predicted model, not a curated record. NCBI's taxonomy places the organism in Eukaryota, Fungi, Ascomycota, Eurotiomycetes, Eurotiales, Aspergillaceae. The transcript has 2 exons. Gene Ontology annotation, biological process: transmembrane transport. The coding region runs from base 1 to 4269 and encodes 1422 amino acids. Gene Ontology annotation, cellular component: membrane. Gene Ontology annotation, molecular function: ATP hydrolysis activity; ABC-type transporter activity; ATP binding.
AUGGAGGAGAAGGGUGAACACCUCCCCUACCCCCAGGCACCUGCCUCGGAGGGUCGAGAUGAUACCGAUAGCACGGCCACGAUCCAGGGAGAUGAUCCCUCCCCCACCGCUCCCGUUUCCAAUGCCAGCAAGGCCAACGAAUGGAAACUGAUGCCGCGGGUCAAGGAACAGCACGACCGCGAAGUCGAGUCCGGCUUCAAAGGCCGCGAGCUCGGCGUUACCUGGAAGAACCUCAAUGUCGAAGUCGUCAGCGCCGAAGCCGCCGUCAACGAAAACUUCUUCUCGCAAUUCAACAUCCCCCAGCACAUCAAGGAAGGUCGCAACAAACCCCCUCUUCGGAAGAUCCUCGACAACAGCCAUGGCUGCGUCAAGCCCGGUGAGAUGCUGUUGGUCCUCGGCCGACCCGGCUCGGGCUGCACCACCUUGCUCAAGAUGCUCUCCAACCGAACCCGCGGGUAUAAUUCCGUGAACGGUGAUGUCCGCUAUGGCUCGUUGACUGCCAAGCAGGCUGGCGACUACCGCGGUCAGAUUGUCAUGAACACCGAGGAAGAAUUGUUCUUCCCCACCCUGACCGUCGGCCAGACGAUGGACUUCGCGACCCGCCUCAAGAUCCCGUUCAAGCGGCCGGCCGGCGUCGAGUCCGCCGAAGCCUACCGCCAGGAAACGAAGGACUUCCUGCUCGAAUCCAUGGGAAUCUCCCAUACCAACGACACCAAGGUCGGCAACGAAUAUGUCCGCGGUGUGUCCGGUGGUGAGCGGAAGCGUGUGUCCAUCAUUGAGUGUCUUGCCACGCGCGGCUCGGUGUUCUGCUGGGAUAACUCCACACGAGGCCUGGACGCCAGCACCGCUCUGGAGUGGACCAAGGCUAUCCGUGCCAUGACCGACGUCCUGGGUCUGUCGACUAUCGUCACCCUGUACCAGGCUGGCAAUGGUAUCUACGACCUUUUCGAUAAGGUGUUGGUCUUGGAUGAGGGCAAGGAGGUCUACUACGGCCCUAUGGCCCAGGCUCGGCCCUUUAUGGAGCAUCUCGGAUUUGUCUGCCGCGAGGGCUCGAACGUCGCCGAUUUCCUCAGUGGUGUCACCGUCCCGACGGAGCGGAAGAUUCGCCCGGGAUACGAGAACCGCUUUCCCCGGAACGCCGACGCCUUGAAGGCUGAGUAUGAGAAAUCGCCAAUUCACAACCAGAUGGCCCUCGAAUACGAUUACCCCGACACCGAUCUUGCGCGCGAGCGGACCGAGGAUUUCAAAACUUCGGUCUCGGACGAAAAGUCAAGUCGGCUCCCUAACAGCAGCGUGAUGACGGUCGACUUCGUGGACCAGGUCAGGGCCUGUAUUGCUCGUCAGUACCAGAUCCUGUGGGGUGACAAGGCUACCUUCAUCAUUAAGCAGGUGUCCACCUUGGCGCAGGCUUUGAUUUCCGGAUCCCUCUUCUACAGUGCUCCUAACAACUCCGGCGGUCUGUUCGUCAAGUCCGGUGCUCUCUUCUUUUCGCUCCUCUACAACAGUCUGCUUUCCAUGUCCGAAGUUACCGAGUCGUUCAGCGGCCGCCCCGUCCUGAUCAAGCAUAAAAGUUUCGCCUUCUUUCACCCUGCCGCCUUCUGUAUUGCCCAAAUCGCCGCCGAUAUCCCUGUCCUCCUGUUCCAAGUCAGUAUCUUCUCGCUUGUUGUUUACUUCAUGGUCGGGUUGGACAUGUCGGCGGGCAGUUUCUUCACCUACUGGAUUCUUGUGUUCACAACUACAAUGGUUAUGACUGCUCUGUUCCGUGCCGUGGGCGCUCUCUUCAGCACUUUUGACGGUGCCUCCAAGGUUUCCGGUUUCCUCAUCUCCGCUUUAAUCAUGUAUACUGGAUAUAUGAUUCAGAAGCCGCAGAUGCACCCGUGGCUCGGCUGGAUCUACUGGAUUAACCCGCUUGCCUACGGUUUCGACGCUUUGCUGUCUACCGAGUUCCACGGCAAGGUCAUUCCCUGCGUGGGUACCAACCUCAUUCCCUUCGGGCCUGGGUAUGAAGAUGCCGCCGGUCACCAGUCUUGCGCCGGUGUCGGUGGCGCCAUCCAAGGAAACACCGAAGUCACCGGCGAGCAGUACCUGGCCUCCCUGUCGUACAGCCACAGCCACGUGUGGCGCAACUUCGGUAUUCUGUGGGCCUGGUGGUUCCUGUUCGCCGUCGUCACCAUCAUUGCGACCACCCGGUGGAGGGCCCCGUCCGAGAGCGGCAGCUCCCUCCUGAUCCCCCGGGAGCGUUUGGACAAGCACCGUCAAGUUGCUCAGCCGGACGAGGAAUCCCAGAUCAACGAGAAGGCCAAGAAACCUGUCGACAGCGGCUCCGAGGAUGACACCGAUCUUGAUCAGCAGCUGGUCCGCAACACCUCCGUUUUCACCUGGAAGGACUUGACCUACACAGUCAAGACUCCCUCCGGCGAUCGUGUGCUCUUGGACAAUGUUUAUGGAUGGGUCAAGCCCGGCAUGCUGGGUGCUCUGAUGGGAUCCUCCGGUGCCGGAAAGACCACUCUUUUGGACGUGCUGGCUCAGCGUAAAACGGAAGGUACUAUUAACGGUUCUGUUCUGGUCGACGGUCGUCCGCUCCCCGUCUCUUUCCAGCGAUCCGCAGGUUACUGCGAGCAACUUGAUGUGCAUGAGCCUUUCGCGACCGUGCGUGAGGCACUGGAGUUCUCUGCCUUGCUCCGUCAACCACGCCAUGUGCCCGAACAAGAAAAGCUGAAGUAUGUGGAUACAAUUAUUGAACUGCUUGAAUUGCACGACAUCGCCGAUACCUUGAUCGGCCGCGUUGGUGCUGGUCUGAGCGUGGAACAGCGCAAGCGUGUCACUAUCGGUGUGGAGUUGGUCUCGAAGCCCAGUAUUCUGAUUUUCUUGGACGAGCCUACCUCUGGUCUUGACGGUCAAUCCGCCUACAACACGGUUCGAUUCCUGCGAAAGCUUGCCGACGUCGGUCAGGCCGUUUUGGUUACGAUUCACCAGCCCUCCGCCCAACUGUUUGCCGAAUUCGAUACUUUGCUUCUGCUGGCCAAGGGUGGUAAGAUGGUGUACUUCGGCGACAUCGGUGACAAUGGCCAUACGGUUCGGAACUACUUCGGUCGCUAUGGCGCCCCGUGUCCCGAGAAUGUUAACCCUGCCGAACAUAUGAUUGACGUCGUCUCCGGUGCUCUCUCGCAGGGCCGUGACUGGCAUCAGGUCUGGAAGGACUCUCCGGAACAUGGUAACGCGGUCCGGCAACUUGACCAGAUUGUCGGCGAUGCAGCGGCCAAACCUCCUGCCACGGCCGACGACGGUUUCGAAUUCGCCAUGCCUCUCUGGAAGCAGGUCAAGAUCGUGACACUCCGCAUGUGCGUCGCUUUAUACCGCAACGUGGACUACGGCAACAACAAGAUUGCUUUGCACAUCGGUUCCGCUCUGUUCAACGGGUUCUCCUUCUGGAUGAUUGGCGACUCCGUCCAGUCGAUGCAGUUGCGUCUUUUCACUAUUUUCAACUUCAUCUUCGUGGCCCCCGGUGUGAUCAAUCAGUUGCAGCCGCUCUUCCUGGAACGUCGUGACAUUUACGAAGCCCGUGAGAAGAAGUCCAAGAUGUACUCGUGGGUCGCAUUCGUAACCGCCUUAAUCGUUUCGGAAAUCCCCUAUCUCUGUCUCUGCGCCGUGUUUUACUUCGUCUGUUGGUACUACACCGUGGGUUUCCCAAGCGCCUCGGACAAGUCCGGCGCCGUCUUUUUCGUCAUGUUGAUGUACGAGUUCGUGUACACCGGUAUCGGUCAGUUCAUCGCCGCCUACGCUCCCAACGCCGUUUUCGCCUCCCUGAUCAACCCCGUCUUCAUCGGUACCCUGGCUUCCUUCUGCGGUGUGUUGGUGCCGUACCAGCAAAUUCAGGAGUUCUGGCGCUACUGGAUCUACUGGAUGAACCCGUUCAACUACCUGAUGGGCAGCAUGUUGACCUUCACCAUCUUCGACGUCGAGGUGAAGUGCAAGGACUCGGAGUUCGCUCUCUUCGAUCCGCCCAACGGCACGACCUGUGGCGAUUACCUGUCCACCUUCAUGCAGGGCAUCGGGUCGCGCAUGAAUCUCCUCGACCCCGAGGCUACCGAGGGCUGCCGCGUGUGCCAGUACACCAUGGGCAGCGACUAUCUGUCCACCAUCAACUUGAAGGAUUAUUACUAUGGAUGGCGCGACGCUGCCAUCGUUGCUUUGUUUGCCCUCAGCUCGUACGCUCUCGUGUACGUGCUGAUGAAGUUGCGGACCAAGGCCUCCAAGCAGGCUGAGUGA